Molecule: messenger RNA, 5079 nt
Organism: Salvelinus sp. IW2-2015
Lineage: Eukaryota; Metazoa; Chordata; Actinopteri; Salmoniformes; Salmonidae
Product: stromal interaction molecule 1
Biological process (GO): activation of store-operated calcium channel activity; intracellular calcium ion homeostasis; store-operated calcium entry
Cellular component (GO): plasma membrane; endoplasmic reticulum
Molecular function (GO): protein binding; calcium channel regulator activity; calcium ion binding
Source: RefSeq, a predicted model, not a curated record
AUGGGUGAAGCAACCCAGUCUGAAGAAUUUUUUUUUGUGUGUGGGGGAAACCGGCUGUAGCGGACAUGUAGCUAGUGCAUUACAACCGCUCUGUGUUUGAAUCAAUCAUAAAUACUUUUUUCUUACUUGAGUGUAUUUUAUCCAGUAAAUUGACGUAAAAGGACGGGGUUGCUAAGUUGAUCGCGUUCUGUCACUGUUGCUAGUUCUUGUGCUAUGAUUAUCGGUUUAGCCAAUCUUCCUAGCUGCUGACAGUGGUCUGAAGGCUGCUGUUCUGUUGUGGUGGUGAGCUACCCGAAGAAGCGGCCCCGACCAUAACGUUAGCUAGCUGGCUUUAUCCAAGUGUCUGUUUGUCGACCUCCACGUAUCUGUUAGUCGACCACCUCGGCCAUUGCAUUGGAUUGUCUGCGCAUUGCUGGCUGGCUAGCUAGCUACCUAACGUUAGCUGGCUAAACAGAGCGGAAAGUCAUCUGUCAUAUGCAGAUAUGACAGCCAACUAGCUAGCUAGCCAGCUAACUUCGCUCUUUAUCCAUGGAAUACAAAUGGGUUUCUCUUUGGAGUAUGAACCUACGAUUGAUGGCGUGCCUUUGAGUCUACGGUAACCAACAAGAGUUGUAAUAAGAAAAGCAUCCAAUGCAAAAGUAUUGAAAGCAAACCUCCAUUAUGGAUUUCAGCAAAUCGUUGACCUUGUGGAUUGCAUGCUUAUGCCUCCUGAGGGAAAGCUGGACGGUACACGCCAGCUCAGACCACCAUCAUAUUGAUAAUGGUGUGUCAGAACUCUGUCGCAUCGAUGAGCCUCGGUGCUACGAUGAAAAUACCAUCCUCAGCUUCGAGGCCAUCCGCAGUAUCCACAAGCAGAUGGAUGACGAUGCUAAUGGCAAUGUGGAUGUGUCAGAGACGGAUGGGUUCCUGAGGGAGGACCUGAACUACCACGAUCCCAAAGCCAAGCACAACAGUUUCCACGGAGACGACCAGUUCAUCAGUGUGGAAGACCUGUGGAAUACCUGGAAGGGUUCUAAAGUGUACAACUGGACAGUGGACGAUGUGGUGUUGUGGCUCACCCACGUGGAGCUGCCGCAGUAUGUGGACGCCUUCCGCAAGAUGCACUUCAACGGUACCAUCAUGCCCAGGCUGGCUGUGAAGAACGCCACUCUGACAGUGUCCAUUCUGAAGAUGCUGGAUCGCAGCCAUGUUCAGAAGCUGCAGCUCAAGGCCUUGGACACUGUGCUGUUUGGAGCCCCACUCAUGAACACUCAUAACCACCUGAAGGACUUCAUGCUGGUGGUGUCCAUAGUGAUCGGCAUUGGAGGCUGCUGGUUCGCCUACAUCCAGAACCGUUACUCCAAGGACCACAUGAAGAAGAUGAUGACGGACCUGGAUGGCCUACAGAGGGCUGAGCAGAGCCUGCAUGAUCUGCAGAAAAAGCUGCAGAUAGCCCAGGAGGAGCACCGUACAGUGGAGGUGGAGAAGGUCAACCUGGAACAGAAGCUGAGGGAUGAGAUCAACUGUGCCAAGCAGGAGGCCCAGCGGCUGAAGGAGCUCCGCGAGGGCACCGAGAACGAGCUGAGUAGGCAGAAAUACGCCGAGGAGGAGCUGGACCAGGUGCGCAUGGCCCUGAAGAAAGCAGAGAAGGAGCUGGAGUCUCGCUGCAGCUGGUCCCCACCAGAGUCCCUCCAGAAGUGGCUCCAGCUCACCCAUGAGGUGGAGGUGCAGUACUACAACAUCAAGAAGCAGAACGCUGAGAAACAGCUACUGGUGGCUAAAGAAGGGGCAGAGAAGAUCAAGAAGAAGAGGAACACCAUAUUUGGGACCUUCCAUGUGGCACACAGCUCCUGUCUGGAUAAUGUGGAUCACCAAAUUCUGACAGCCAAACAAGCCCUGGGUGAGGUGACUGCUGCUCUGAGGGAGAGGCUGCACCGCUGGCAGCAGAUUGAGAUUCUGACGGGGUUCACCAUCGUCAACAACCCUGGGCUUACCUCCCUGGCCUCCACCCUGAACCUUGACCCCAGCAUCAUGGGUGGCCGGGCUACGCCCCAGCACUUCAUUAUGUCUGAUGACAUGGACGACAUGGACGAGGACAUCAUAUCGCCCGGAACUCUGCAAUCUCCCAGUAUGAUGUCCCUGCGUCAGCGCCACAUGGACUCCCAGCUGGCCAUGGGCUCUCAGAGGUUGGUAGAAACCUGCCUGUUGGUGGGGCAGCAGGGAGACGGCACCUCCUACCCAUCCAGGUCUAGGGCCACCCACCAACAGUCACACAACCAGUCCUUCCAACAGUUUGAGGCUCUCCCCCUGCCUCUCCUGUCCUCGGCUGUCUCGCACCCCUCGAUCAUCUGCUCCUCCCCACCUCCUCCUUACCGCCAGACCCACUCCUUCCACUCCUCCUCCUCCUCCUUACACGCCUCUGCUCCUCAUUCCUCCCAUUUCUAUCACUCGUCUUAUUUUCAGCCCAUGGACACCAUCCCAGACUUCCAGCGCAGCAGCAGCUUCGGGGAUCUGAACCGCUCAGACUCAGACUCCUCCCUGUCCCUCUCCCAAAUUGGUGAUCGUCUGUCCGCCUACAGCUCCAAGGGCCACCUGGUGAAACCCACCCCCUUCCUGUAUGGUCCCCCUGUCCGCUCCGCCUCUGACGAGCCCUCCCUGCAUGCCUACACACCUAAUGGAGGGAACCGUGUCCACGAGGGAGGAGCCCAGACCGAGCCAGUCCUCGAGAGCCCCAUCCUGAUGAAGAAGGUGUACAGCAUCGAGAAAUCAGCCAGCCUGGGAGAGAUGGACGUUGGCCUCAUCGGUAUGUCCAUGUCAGAGUCCUCCUGCUCCGUCAGCCUCAACUCCACCGACGCCGACACCCCUUCCCCCACGGGGGGCCAGCCUGGGGCAGCAGGGGCCAAGGGAAGCAGCCGCAUCCCUCAACUCUCCUCCAAGAAGAGCCCUCUGGAAGAAGACAGCGGCUCCACGGGAGAAGACACAGACUCCGUCGCCAGUCGUAAGAAACACACCUUCAAGAUCUUCAAAAAACAGAAGAAAUAAUGACAAGGGCUACUGAAGACUUUUAAAGAGCUAUUAAAGGUGUUUCACUUAUUAUUAUUUCUGUUUUGGAAAACUUGUUUUGGGUUGUUCACUGGUCACAAGCGAUGGUGCAAAUCUUUGCCUUUAGGGUUUUCUAGGUACUUUCUCUGAGGGACUGUGGGAGCAACCAGCUAUUCGAUGAUGUUUGCAAUGGGUGGUAUUGUAUAGUGGAAUGUAAGCACUAUUUAUUUUGCAGGAAAGUGUGCCAGUCGCUCAGAGGGAGAAAAGUAUCCUGGGUGGAUGUCUUCUGUUACUUACUUCAACCUGUAUCAGUCUGUUACUUACUUCAACCUGUAUCAGUCUGUUACUUACUUCAACCUGUAUCAGUCUGUUACUUACUUCAACCUGUAUCAGUCUGUUACUUACUUCAACCUGUAUCAGUUUGCAUGUCUUCACCUUUGUUUGACUGAUAUUUUCUGAUUUCUCUUAGGUGUGUGCUUGGUUCUUGUCCCUAUUCUGCUUAGACAACACUUAAAAACUCAGCUGUUUCUUGUCGUUAAUCCCCGACCACCUCCUUGUUAUGUGUCAGAUGGACAUUGAGCACUUAAUGCCAGUCAGUGUUGGUCAAUGGUGAGGGGAGGGGAGGGGGGGGCUGAAAAGGGCUGAACAAUACUUGCAAAAACUUCCCGAGUCAAUUGUGCUAACAAGAAAUCUAGCAGUCAAUGUUAUCACAACUCUUCCAGUACAGCUGCAGACACAGCAAGACACAAAGUAGGCAAACAUUUCCCUGGGAUGGUGCACCUUUAGAAGUGAAAGUGCUAACUGGAUUUAAACCCCUUGAAGACCCCAGCACAUACAAGGCCUGUGUAACUGCUUUGUGUAAUUGUCCCAAUCAUAGCCCUGAUCUAAGUUCCCUAAUAGAGGAGGAGGUUAUUAAAAUGACUACUUGAACUAUAUGAAUUUCGUAUCAAUGUAUGUUUAUUGAAGUAAACCUCUACAUUUGCAAAUUGCCAAUCAUAUCAAUCUGUGUUGUAAUUGUAGGAGAUAUCACGUGAAUCAUUAGGAGUGCUGGAGGAGACGCUAAUCUUUUUAAGUGCCAAAACAAAGACUCGGGUCCAGUGGCCUUUAUUCUUGUCAACAACUAUAUAUGUACUGUCCGUUGUAAGUUAGAGGCAGCUUUAGAAUGAGUAGCGCUGCCUUCUGUUUUUAUCUGGGGACUCCAAACUAAAAUCAGGUGAUCAAUUUGACAUUGUCACCCACAACAUUUCAAGCAGGGAGUUUAAGGCAGCAUUUGUAAUUCGAAGACUCCCAAGUUGUGUGUAGAGCAUUUUCAAGAGGUGUUUGCUACUUUAGCGUGUACUGUAGACUACCCUGAUCACCUAGAUUCACAUUAUACAGCUCCAAAGUCAAGCACACAGUAAUGGUAUAUACGUGUCACCAUUAUAAACUCACUUGCCAUUAUUGGUUUUGUGAAAGCACAAAUGGUUUAGAAACGGAUGUCACAAUGCAUUCUGGUAGUAGGGACUCUCCUAAUAACUUCCUAAACAAUUGACCCGCUCGACUGCUCCUGAAUCUGACCAAAGCUGUGCUGCUAACGACACCAUCGCCCCCCAUGGAGGCCUCACACAGUGAGAUGGAUGAGAAUGACAUUUCUUUCUUUCAUUGAUCAGUUGAAAACAUGAACUUCCUAUUGGUCAUUUUUAAAGUGUAGUUUGUACCUCUUCUGCACGAUGAAGCUGUAAUAUGGAUUAUGAUGUCUAUCAGUGAGUGUCUGUCUGUUGCCAGGAUACUGCACUGAGUUGUAUUGAUGCAUGUCAGCUACUGUAUUAACGUCUAUAAUGGGCUUGAGGCAGAGGUCAGCUCGAGCAUCAUCUCUGUCCACCUCUACUUAAACCCAGACUUCUCAUUUUGAGCUUCUAUUUAUGAAUACAUAUAUUUGUACAGAGAAAGACAAAUAUUUUGCAUCUUCUGUGGCGUUCUCUUGACUUUUAUGGCACUCCUGCAUGAUAGCAAUAAACUAUUUUGAAUGAAAGACAUGGACUGUGUUUAUCAGAUACGAAGAGGUCUUUGUUUGAGGGA